AAGCACCUACCCACUCGCCUAGCCUUCAAGCUAACCCGAGCGGUACUUUUUUGGAUAGGAAUUGCGUAUAUAUAGAAGAAAGAGUUUUCUUUUUCGAGAAAAGGUCCCAUCCUUCAAUAUCAUGAUUGGGUCGACCAGGCGCAUGAGUAAAUAGAAAAUCGAAAACGUACAUAGCAGUUCCAGCGGAAAUACUGUGUUUAAUUCUACCACUUUUACUAGGAGUCGCCUUUUUAGUGCUAGCUGAACGUAAAGUAAUGGCUUUUGUGCAACGUCGAAAGGGUCCUGAUGUAGUGGGAUCGUUCGGAUUGUUACAACCUCUAGCAGAUGGUUUGAAAUUGAUUCUAAAAGAACCUAUUUCACCAAGUAGUGCUAAUUUAUCCCUUUUUAGAAUGGCUCCAGUGGCUACAUUUAUGUUAAGUCUGGUCGCUUGGGCCGUUGUACCUUUUGAUUAUGGUAUGGUAUUGUCAGAUUCGAACAUAGGGCUACUUUAUUUGUUUGCCAUAUCUUCGCUAGGUCUUUAUGGAAUUCUGACAGCAGGUCGGUCUAGUAAUUAGGGGGCGGCCGUUCGGUCGCCUAUGAUAGACGGACCAAUAGGUCAAAAAUGGGUUUGUGCCGCAGGUGUUGAACGAUCUACUCUACACAGGUGUGGGCUUAGAGGGCUAGGGCUCAACAACCUUUUCUUUCAUUCAUCAAUAGGGCCCUGGUCGGUCACUUUCCGGGUCGGGAUCGAGAAGUGUUUUUCAUAAAAAAUCAAUCUUUCUCUUCGCACCUCAGAUCAAGAGCUUGUCAAGCUGGCCAAAUCAAAAUCUUCGUUGUCUUGCUGUUCUUCUUUGUCAACGCUACUAAGGACCUAUGGGUUCGCCUACUUGACUUAUGAAAGAUAAUGAGAAUGGGUUAUUCAAAAAGGAAAAGGCGCUACUAUACAAUACAUUAGUAGAAGUAAGCGGCUGAGUUAGCCUAGCCUACUAAUGUCUUGUAUAGUAGGGUAUAGUAUAGUAGGCGAGCGAGUUAGCGAAGACGCUUAGGCUAAUAGGUAAGAGAGCGUCGGUGCUCCGCCUUCAUUCUACUACGCUACGCAAAGGUUACGAAGUCACUUAGCUCGACGUUAGGAAAGUCAAGGGGGAGGGCCAUACCUACAUAGAAGAACCGCUCUUCGCUCACUUUUGAAGGUCUAACCUUUCGCUCCCCUACUGAAAAGGGGCAAAACCGCUUCGCACCACUGAUAGACUACUUAAGAUUCAAUUCAAAA
Messenger RNA from Zingiber officinale, 1249 nucleotides. RefSeq names its product NADH-ubiquinone oxidoreductase chain 1-like. Lineage: Eukaryota; Viridiplantae; Streptophyta; Magnoliopsida; Zingiberales; Zingiberaceae. The record is from RefSeq and is a predicted model, not a curated record. Gene Ontology annotation, cellular component: membrane. Gene Ontology annotation, molecular function: NADH dehydrogenase activity. Gene Ontology annotation, biological process: aerobic respiration. The coding region runs from base 255 to 554 and encodes 99 amino acids. The transcript has a single exon.